GGACGGAGUGCAGCCUACGACUCUACGACGGCCCUCGAAUAGCUGUACGGCUGGUGUUCUGUCCGUUGUUCGAUUGUUCUUGAACCCUGACAAUUCCGCUUGCGGCUCCCACAGAUAGCCACAAUGGUUCACAAAGUCCUUUUCUGGGGCGGUUUCGGCAUCGCCGUAAGACUCUGGCAGCUCGGCAUUGAGAUGCGCCCGUUACUCGCCAAGGAGUCCCUCUGGGUGUAUCCCCUCUUCGCCGGCGUGGGUGGAAGCUUUGGUUACUGGCUCCAGGGCGUUGAAGACAGACAGCUCAAGAUCCUCUCGCAACGACGUGAAGCCAUCCUCGAGAAGCGCCGGAGGAGAGACGCUGGUGUCAGUGCCGUGGAAGAGGCCGGUAUUCUGGCUGCGACAUCAUAAGUCGGACGAGUGAAGGUUUGGGGGAAGAAAAGCGAGGGGAAGUGCUGGAUGAAUUGUACCAUUAUCGGGUCGAUGGAAUGGACUUCAGGCGGAUACCUGGCUGACACGGACGCAGCAAGACUCAAAACGCUCCGUGUCGAGGACCGCAGACCAAUUGAUAACCUGUUUUCUUUUCGCCGCAAUUGCA
Molecule: messenger RNA, 589 nt
Organism: Penicilliopsis zonata CBS 506.65
Lineage: Eukaryota; Fungi; Ascomycota; Eurotiomycetes; Eurotiales; Aspergillaceae
Exons: 2
Coding region: 124-402 (92 amino acids)
Source: RefSeq, a predicted model, not a curated record